Messenger RNA from Lodderomyces jiufengensis, 762 nucleotides. RefSeq lists its product as uncharacterized. The coding region runs from base 1 to 762 and encodes 253 amino acids. The record is from RefSeq and is a predicted model, not a curated record. The transcript has a single exon. Gene Ontology annotation, cellular component: membrane. Lineage: Eukaryota; Fungi; Ascomycota; Pichiomycetes; Serinales; Debaryomycetaceae.
AUGUCAUAUUCAGCUAUACCAGAUCAACCACCAAAUUAUCCACCAACAUCAGAAGAACAAAGACAAUUUGGUGAUAAUAUUCCAGAUGAUUUCAAAUAUUCAGUUGAUGUUGCGUCAUGUGAUUUACCAAUUAGACAAAUGUUUAUCAGAAAAGUUUAUCUGUUAUUGACUAUUCAACUAAUGGCUUCAGUUAUUGUUGGUUAUAUUGUUAGAUCAAAUGACAGUAUAAAAAUAUGGGCAAUUGAGAACCCUUGGUUCUUGAUUGUUGCAUUUAUUGGUAGUAUUGGAUUUAUGAUUGGUGCAUUCUUUAAAGCAAGAUCAUAUCCAGUUAAUUUAAUUCUACUUGGUGGAUUUACAUUAUUCGAAAGUUUUACUUUGGGGGUGGCAUGUGCUUUUGUGGAUAGUGGAGUUUUAAUAGAAGCUAUAAUGCUUACUUUAAUUAUUUUUAUUGGAUUAACUAUUUUUGCAUUUCAAACUAAAUAUGAUUUCAUAAGUUGGCAAGGGACUGUCGGAAUGAUUUUAUGGGGAUUGAUUGGUAUGGGUUUCAUUAUGAUUUUCUUCCCUGGUAGUACAUUUAUUGAUAAUGUCUAUUCAUUCAUUGGAGCUAUUGUAUUUAGUAUUUAUGUAAUUAUUGAUACACAAAAGUUGAUGAAAACUUGUCAUUUAGAUGAUGAAGUUAUUGCUACUAUUCAAUUAUAUUUAGAUGUUAUUAAUUUGUUUUUAUUUAUAUUGAGGUUAUUAAAUAAUAACAGAGAUGAUUAA